AUGAUUGAUAGAGAGCAGGCAAAUGAAGCAAUAGAAGUUAUACGAGAUCCAAGUCAACCACAAAGAAGAAAGAACGGUGAAGCUAAUGAACUCUCUACUAUGCUACUUAAAACUCGUAUCAAGAAUGAAAUAGAACGGGGGAAAUUGCUAGAAGCCAAAGCAAAAGCUGAAAUAGGUGAAUUAGUGCCGAUAGAAGAAGUAAAAACCGAAGCUUUUAACGCAGCAAGAGUAGUGAGAAAUAACCUUCUUAAUAUUCCAGAUAGAGUAUCAGCACUACUUGCAUCGAUGAGUGAUGCGGAAAAGAUUCAUGAACUACUAUCGCAGGAAAUAACAACAGCAUUGGAGGAGUUAGCAAUGCAGCAAGGAGAAAAAAAUGACUGAUUCACUAAAAAGUAAGCAAAUAUAUUUAGAGUUCAUAGGAUGUUUAAUAAGCCAAUCUAACAUUGACAUUAAUAAACGUGGAAUAAAUGGAAAAACCCCACUACAUUGCGCUAUAGAACUCGAUGAGUUGAGCUUAGUUGAUCUUUUGCUGAGUAAGAGAAGCAUAAAUCCGCUGAUAACUGACAAUGAAAACAAAAGUGCUCUGGAUUAUGCAAAAGAUAAUAGAGUAUUACAGGUGCUAAUCAACCAUAAAUACGGGUUAGAGAAAGACAGCUUACUUCACUUAGCUGCAAUAUUAAACGAAGAAAAUGCAGUAAGGUUUUUAAUAAACAAAGGUAUUAACGUCAACGAGCAAAAUGCUUUACUACAUACCCCAUUGCACUUAGCAGCAGGAGCAGGACAUGAGAAAAUCAUAGAAAUUUUAGUCAAGGAAGGAAGCGCAAAUAAGGACGUUUUAGAUAUCAGAAACCAUACACCACUGCACUAUGCGGUAAAUAACAAGAGAUUAGGAGCAGUAAAAUUACUAUCAGACCUAGGAGCAAGCAGCAAUACAGUUGGUCACGGAAAAGGUUCAAUGAAAUUAUCUCCUGUGCAUGUUGCAGUAAGCAGUAGUAAUUAUGAUGAAAGAGAUCUGUGCCUUGAUAUAGUAAGAUGUUUAAUAAAUGCGCCAAACUCUCAAAUCAACUUACAAGACUAUGAAAAGAAGACACCACUACACUACGCUGAAAGGGUAAAGAAUGUAGAAGCACUACUUGCCAGAAAAGAUAUAGAAUGGCCACCUUAA
Molecule: messenger RNA, 1165 nt
Organism: Cinara cedri
Lineage: Eukaryota; Metazoa; Arthropoda; Insecta; Hemiptera; Aphididae
Source: the annotation of a GenBank genome assembly